AUGGACGACCAGCCCCGCCGCGACACCAUCGAUGAAGUGCUCCCGGGCACGAGAAGGCUCUUUACCGACGAAUGGGCGAGCGUGUCGGGUGACAGCGGACUCGAGAAGCAUGGCGACAUCAUCCUCGUCCCGCCCCCGACAAAGUCGCCCAACGAUCCCCUGAACUGGAGCCUCGCGCGCAAAAUAUGGCACUCGUUCCUCGUCUGCUACAUCGUCGCCCUGACCGCUGCAACCUCCAAUACGGCCGGCGCGGCGGGCGUGGGUGUCAACGAGGAGUAUGGCAUUAGCUACGACGUCUUCAACACGGGCGCCGGCGUCCUGUUUGUCGCCAUCGGAUACUGGACGCUGCUGAGCUCGCCCGCGACCCAUCUCUACGGGCGUCGCAUCCUCUACCUGGUUGGAACGGUAUGGGGUCUUAUCGGAAACAUCUGGUUUGGCCACCUCAAGAACACAAACGACACCAUCUGGUCUCAGCUCUUUGUCGGCGCCUCCGAGUCGGUCGCCGAGGCUGUCGUGCAGCUCUCUCUGCUCGACAUUUGGUUCGAGCACCAGAACGGUACUUCGCUGGGUCUGUACACACUGGCCACCACGGUCGGCACCUACGUCGGCCCUCUGAUCGGAGGCCACCUCGCCGAGAACAUUGGCUGGCGCUGGAUCGGCCACGUCGGAGCCAUCGCCUCGGGGUUUACCUUGCUCCUCUUCUACUUUGGUCUUGAAGAGACUGCGUUUGAGAGGAACCGCUACCUUGAUCUGCAGCAGAAUGACGAGCGCGACGCAGAGGCCAACUCGGUCAAGCCCGACGGCAUUCCCGUGUCACCCCCGGCUCACCAGGGUGGCGAUCUCGUCACCAAGACGAGCAGGGAAAAGUCGGAGGAGCCUGCUGACGUCGAGGCUGGUGUGGUGGACAUGACCGAGUCUUCUCGCCGCUCGCAGACUGAGCGCAACCGGCUGUCGGUGUCGUACUCGCAGCGCAAGACAUACUGGCAGCGCAUCGCCCUCAUCACGCCCGCCUCCAAUCUCCAGGGCAUGGGCUUCCGUCAGUAUGUGUCUCGUCUGUGGCACACGAUGCGCAUCUUCACAUUUCCUGCUGUGUGGUUUGCUGGUCUGCAGUGGGGAUUGCAGAACAUUGCGCUGUCCUUCUACCUCACCGUGGAGGAGGAUUACUGGAUUGGCCCUCCGUGGAACUACAGCGAUGCCGCCGUCGGCAACAUGAACAUCCCAUGCCUGAUUGGCAGCAUCAUCGGCUGUUUCUACGGUGGUUACUGCAGUGACAAGUUCAUCCUCUGGAUGGCCAAGCGCAACAAGGGCAUCAUGGAGGCCGAGUUCCGCCUGUACCUCAUGGUGCUCUGCGUCGUCAUCUUCCCGCUGGGCAUGUGGCUCUUCGGCAUCGGUUCCGCGAAGGGCUGGGCCUGGCCGGUUCCUUACGUGGCUCUGGGCUUCAUCGGCUUCGGCUACGGAUGCGCGGGCGACCUGAGCAUCACGUACCUGGCCGACAGCUACCCGGACAUGGUGCUGGAGGGCAUGGUGGGCGUGGCCGUCAUCAACAACAGCAUCGCCACCAUCUUUACUUUCGUGUGCAGCUACUGGAUCGACACGGGUCUUCAGGACUGCUUCAUCGAGCUUGGAGUCCUGAGCUUUGUCAUUCUUAUGCUGUCGCUGCCCAUGGCUGUCUGGGGCAAACAGUCACGUCGCUGGACCCUGGGAAGAUAUAUCAACUUCCUCCGGAUCCGUGACGGCAUGGACGGCUGA
Molecule: messenger RNA, 1749 nt
Organism: Fusarium keratoplasticum
Lineage: Eukaryota; Fungi; Ascomycota; Sordariomycetes; Hypocreales; Nectriaceae
Exons: 1
Coding region: 1-1749 (582 amino acids)
Biological process (GO): transmembrane transport
Molecular function (GO): transmembrane transporter activity
Source: RefSeq, a predicted model, not a curated record